Dendrobium catenatum is the source of this 2361-nucleotide messenger RNA. RefSeq lists its product as uncharacterized. NCBI's taxonomy places the organism in Eukaryota, Viridiplantae, Streptophyta, Magnoliopsida, Asparagales, Orchidaceae. Gene Ontology annotation, biological process: regulation of transcription by RNA polymerase II. The record is from RefSeq and is a predicted model, not a curated record. Gene Ontology annotation, molecular function: transcription coactivator activity. The transcript has 2 exons. Gene Ontology annotation, cellular component: SAGA complex. Bases 631 to 1752 code for a protein of 373 amino acids.
CGAAGAGAGAGAAAAAAAAAGAAGGGGAAACAGUUUUGAGUUUUUCGAUCGGCGGCGAUCUUUCCGAACCUCAACCUCCUUCCGGUGAAAAAGGUCAAAGGGAGAUGCCGAGGAGGGAGAGAAAGAGUGAGAUAGAGCGGGGCACAUAGAACAAGGGGCUAGAAAGAUAGAAAGCAAGCGAAUAUAUUAAGCAAGUUCGGGAAGAGAGAGAUUAUAGAGGGUUCGGAAGCAAGUAUCGAAGUUCAACUUGACGGCGGAUAGCUUCGAUUCUAAGAACCCUAUCGGUACUCGCGCUUCGAGAGGUCAGCAGGAGAACUGUCUUCGCUGCUCAGGCCAUUGGAAUUGUGUUCUGCUUUUAAAACAACUUCCAACUCUAGGGUUUUGAGUUGCCUGAUAGAAAAAGCGCGUUCUUUUUUCAUCUCGUUUUUCUUGACAAUGAGAUUAAUGCCAGCAUUGUCUUGGAUGAGAUUUAGGGAUACUGGGAUAGAAGUUCUGGCUAUCCGCAUGAAGCAGUGCACAUCCUAGUCCUCAGUGGGAAAACCGUGGCUGUGAGCAGGGAAGCUCAAUUUCAGUGAUCUCGUGAGUCGCUUCUUGCUUCCCAAUUCUGGUAUGGUUACUGUUCACUGAAGUAUGCCACAGCUGAUGCCGGCAAUGCCGCCUCCCCGGAUUGACCUCGGGGAGCUGAAGUCACAGUUAGCCAAGCGGCUGGGGCCUGAGCGAGCCCGCCGGUACUUCAGCUACCUCCAUCAACUGCUGUCACUGAAGCUACGCAAGUCUGAGUUCAACAAGCUCUGCUUUUUGACCAUCGGGCGGGAGAACGUGCCCCUGCACAACCAGCUUAUUCAGUCAGUGAUCAAGAAUGCUUAUCAGGCUAAGACCCCACCUCCAUUAAAGAAAUCUUUGCAAAGGGAAGAUGGUUUGAAACCACCCCCUCAUCCGCUCAUAUGGUCCAAUGGGGAAAUUCUACCACAGUCUCCAAGAAGGCGAAGGUCUGUUACUCAGAGAAGCAAGCUUGGACUCAAUGAAAAGGUGGAUGUUUCUAUUCUAGAGAAUGGUGACUUGGGUUAUCAUGAAUUGAAGAGACGUCAUGAUGAUCAAGAUGGUCAGCAGGCUGAGCCGCCUUUGAAGAGACAUCGUGUUGAUAGCAAUGGCAUCGAUGAAGUGAUUUUUGGUGAAGAUCGAGACUUUAUAAAGCAAAAAAAUGAUCUAAAGCUAAGCCACGGUCCCCUUCAUGCCCCUCUUGGGAUUCCAUUUUGUCCAGCAAGUGUGGGCAGGGCGAAAAGAUCCCUGUCAGCAGGAGGAAGUACUAGAUUUGGUAGCUUUUGGAGUUUCUCAGAUAGUGGUGAGCUGUGCCAUACUGAAGAUUUAAGAAAAAGAAUGGAAAGGAUUGCAGAAAGGCAUGGCCUUGGAGGCGUUACAUUGGACUCUGCUAAUUUAUUGAAUCAUAGCUUGGAUGUUUAUUUGCAGCGGCUGAUUAAAUCAUCAAUGGAGUUAGUACGUGCAAGGGUAGGUCCUGAGACAAUAAAGCAGCCAGUGCCUAAGCAGAAGGCUCAUGAUAAGCCCAUAAAUGGUAUUUGGCCGGAUAGGUCCAUGCAUUUGCAUGGUAAUAACCCUCUUGAUUUGCAGGAGAGAAAAUGCUGCUUGAUAACUAGGCAGGAUUUUACAGUGGCAAUGAAGCUGAACCCACAGCAACUUGGGGAAGAUGCAGCACUGUGGCUUGAGAAGAUAUGCUUCCAUUCAUUCGAAGAAUAAAAAAGUUAUAUAAAGUUUUUGUUUCCUUUGGAAACUACAGCUGGUGACCACUGAUGAGGGCAAGGGCUCGCCUGUGUAAAUCAGCAUGAAAAAAUUCACAUUGGAAGUAUGAUUUUAUGGCAAGCCCCUGAUUCAGAGCCACACAUAUAGAGCAGAAUACACUCCUAAGAAUCCAUUGGAGAAGAAUAAAAUUUUAACUGCUGCUUGUUCCCUUCGUAACACAUUCAACAUCUUUGAGAGGGUGCAUCCGCAUGAAUGGAGUUCCAGAGAUGAUAGCAUGUUUAAUCCUAACCAAUCCAUGGAGGACUCCAAUCACAGUUUUGCAGGGAUACGUUGUAUAACUUACAAAAUUCUAUUUUAUAGCUUCUGCAAGUCAUGGCAUUUGUAUUACCAAUUGGUAAAAUUUCUUAGGUAGUUCUGAUACCAUUUUCAUGGAUUGUGUUAAAUUAUUUAAAUUAUGAAUCUUAGAAUCAUUUGAUAAUCAAAUGCUGCAUACUGGAUGUACCAUUUCUUAAUCUCCUGUUGUUUGCGCUCAAAUUGUACGGUGGAUUUCUUCCAUCAAAGUUGCUGUUGCUUGAAGAUAGAAAUCCUUAAAAUGACACUUUAGAA